CCAUUCCAGGGACGUGAACAAUCGUAUAUGAAUUCGUUGAUUGCAAGAGGCUUUGUGUAUAGACUUUUGACUCGGCGCUCGACCACUCCUGUCUAGACAAGCAAGCUCUUCUGGCGUAGACGGGUCCAUUUUUCCCUUGUUUCUCAGUAAACUCUAUUCGAGGGAGGGAUGGGGUCCGAGAAGGGUCAAAAAGGUUUAGUAAAGUCCAGCGCGGAGUACUGACAGGCGAAACAAACAAACUGGUACAUCAAAGCCGCUUUCCUUCCUCUCUGACUGCUGACAGGAGCUUCAUGUUGAUCUCGGGUCCGCCCACUCUACUCACACUUUACACUGACAGGAAUGGGACACUCCUCCUCAUCCCCCCACACUGAUCCAGGACCCUCCUCCCUUACCACAAACUGACAGUAGCCGGGACUCUUCGAACACGUUGUUUUAGUUCUCCUCUAGUUCCCGGGACUCCUCUAACACUGCUGGAACCUGAACUAACAAGAGUCAGACGAGUCACUUCCCGGAUCAGCCCGCAGAUAACAGCUGUCCUGUACUACGCACCGUGCGGUGCUCCCACUCUUCAUACAGUGCCGUGUUGCUGCAAACUACAGUCCACCGCUUUGGAAACAAGCAAGCCACCUCCCCUUUAGUGCAGUACAACGAAUCAAUGGUGUAUCAGACCAAAGGAAAAAUUUGAGACCUUCAAACAUGGAAUGUCUUUAGAAUGCAUGAAUGAAGAUUGAAAAGAUGACCUUGCCAUAUAGAUCCUACUUAAUAUAGUAUGGUUCAUGCCACAAGCAAUACAGGUGCUGAUCUUAAAGACCGAUACACAUUCCAUGUAGCAUAAAGUGAACGAUUCAAAGGAUGAGUGAUGUUACAAUACCAUCCAAGAUGCGCAAAGGACUACAGAAGGAUCCUGACUUAGCUGACCUCUUUUGCAAAGAGGACCCUGAUAAAGUUUUUGUGGAUCUACAUGAAAUUGGCCAUGGCAGCUUUGGAGCAGUUUAUUUUGCAACUAAUUCCGUGACUAAUGAAGUGGUUGCUAUUAAGAAGAUGACCUAUAGUGGGAAGCAAAUGAAUGAGAAAUGGCAGGAUAUAAUAAAGGAAGUAAAAUUUCUACAACAAUUGAAGCAUCCCAACACCAUUGAGUACAAAGGCUGCUACUUGAAGGAGCAUACUGCAUGGCUGGUGAUGGAGUACUGUCUGGGAUCUGCAUCAGAUUUGCUAGAAGUUCAUAAAAAGCCACUUCAGGAAGUUGAAAUAGCUGCCAUUACCCAUGGUGCCUUGCAAGGGCUUGCCUAUCUGCAUUCUCAAAACAUGAUUCAUAGAGAUGUAAAAGCUGGAAAUAUUUUGCUUACUGAGCCAGGACAGGUAAAAUUAGCAGAUUUUGGAUCCGCGUCUAUAGCUUCCCCUGCCAAUUCAUUUGUGGGAACACCAUACUGGAUGGCUCCCGAAGUUAUUUUAGCUAUGGACGAGGGGCAGUAUGAAGGGAAAGUAGAUAUAUGGUCUCUGGGGAUCACUUGUAUAGAAUUAGCUGAAAGGAAGCCUCCUCUCUUUAACAUGAACGCAAUGAGUGCCUUAUAUCACAUAGCCCAGAAUGAGUCCCCAACACUACAGUCAAAUGAAUGGACAGACCCAUUCAGGGGGUUUGUGGACUACUGCCUACAGAAAAUACCUCAUGAACGGCCUACAUCAGCAGAGCUGCUUCGGCAUGACUUUGUGCGACGGGAAAGGCCGCAACGGGUCCUAAUAGACCUAAUCCAGCGAACAAAAGAUGCUGUAAGAGAGCUGGACAACUUGCAGUACAGGAAAAUGAAAAAAAUCCUCUUUCAGGAGUCACGGAAUGGGCCAUUAAAUGAAUCCCAGGAAGAUGAUGAGGACAGUGAGCAUGGAAGUGGCCUCACCAGAAAGAUGGACAGUCUUGGCAGCAAUCAUUCCAUCCCAAGCAUGUCGGUCAGUACGGGUAGCCAGAGCAGUAGUGUGAACAGCAUGCAGGAGGUGAUGGAUGAUGGGAGCCCUGAUAUAGUCUUAAUGCCGAGUCUCAGUUGCAGUUUUGAUUCAACCUCUUCCCUGGUUCCUAGGAAGGAUCAUGCAUUCAUAAGGGAUGAGGCGGACCACAGGGAUCCCAGGCCUGAGCUGCGGCCUACCCAGUCAGUGCAAAGUCAGGCACUUCAUUACCGGACCCGCGAGCGAUUCGCUACAAUCAAAUCAGCAUCUUUGGUUACAAGGCAGAUCCAUGAGCAUGAGCAGGAGAACGAGUUGCGGGAACAGAUGUCAGGAUAUAAGCGGAUGCGGCGCCAGCACCAGAAGCAGCUGAUCGCCCUGGAGAAUAAGCUGAAGGCUGAGAUGGACGAGCACCGCCUUAAGCUGCAGAAGGAGGUGGAGACUCAUGCCAACAACUCGUCCAUCGAGCUGGAAAAGCUUUCCAAGAGGCAAAUAGUAGGCAUGGAUAAAGAGGAGAUGAAUGAAGACCAUAGCACGCCUAAGAAAGAGAAGCAGGAACGUAUAUCAAAACAUAAAGAGAACCUCCAGCACACUCAGGCUGAGGAAGAAGCUCAGCUCCUUAGCCAACAAAGACUGUAUUAUGAGAAAAACUGCCGACUCUUUAAGAGGAAGAUUAUGAUAAAGAGACACGAGGUGGAGCAGCAGCACAUCCGUGAGGAACUCAAUAAAAAGAGAACCCAGAAGGAAAUGGAGCAUGCAAUGCUGAUCCGGCACGAUGAGUCCACUAGAGAACUAGAGUACCGGCAGCUGCACAUGCUGCAAAAGCUUCGGAUGGACUUGAUACGUCUGCAGCAUCAGACUGAACUUGAAAACCAGUUGGAAUAUAAUAAGCGCAGGGAAAGGGAAUUGCAUCGGAAACAUGUAAUGGAACUCCGGCAGCAACCCAAAAAUUUAAAGGUGAUGGAAAUGCAGAUAAAGAAACAGUUCCAGGACACAUGUAAAGUGCAAACCAAGCAGUACAAGGCCCUGAAGAAUCACCAGCUGGAGGUAUCCCCAAAGUGUGAGCACAAGACAAUACUCAAGUCCCUGAAAGACGAGCAGACGCGCAAAUUGGCCAUUCUGGCUGAGCAGUAUGAGCAAAGUAUCAAUGAAAUGAUGGCCUCCCAAGCGCUGCGACUGGAUGAGGCUCAAGAAGCAGAAUGCCAGGCACUUAGGCAGCAACUUCAGCAGGAGAUGGAGCUGCUUAAUGCUUACCAGAGCAAGAUCAAGAUGCAAACUGAGGCACAACAUGAGCGGGAACUGCAGAAGUUGGAACAGAGGGUGUCCCUCCGUAGAGCGCACCUUGAACAGAAGAUUGAAGAGGAGUUGGCUGCCCUUCAGAAAGAGCGCAGCGAAAGAAUAAAGCAUCUAUUUGAACGCCAAGAAAGAGAAAUCGAGACAUUCGAUAUGGAAAGUUUACGAAUGGGCUUUGGAAAUCUGGUGACGUUAGAAUAUCCCAAGGAGGACUAUAGAUGAGAGAGGCCAGUUUUUGCCAUUCAAAUAAAAUAACAAUAAUAUUAUUAACAAUGACAGCAAGGAGAACCUGCAAAACGUACAUUCCCCAUUUUAACGGGCGUGCUCUCUCUCUCUCUCUCUUCUCUCUCCCUCCCUUUCUCUCUGUUUCUAUCUUUCUCUCUGACGUCCGUCGGACACUAGUGCCUGUAAUUCUUUUUACUCACCAGGGUGCCUCUGGGCAAAUCUGAGCACGGAGCGAGCUCCCUGGCAUACCUCUCAAGUGUCCCUGAUUGUCACUCAAAUUUUCAAUCCAUAAGAACACUGGUGCUUGUUAUAAAACCGAAGAUUCAAACAACGGAGAGGAGUCUUGAAGUUACAGUGGUGUUUUGUGUUGAAACUCUUCCCUUACUCAUAACCCCUUUUGCGGAAAGAGAUAACUUGAUUAUUCAAAGUUUUGUCCAUGAUGUUCCUUGGGGAAGAUGGUGAGAGGUAUAUGUGCUUGGUAUCUCACUAUAAAGAUUGAGAGGUAUGUAUUGCCUAUGCCUCUAAUGGAGGGCUUGUGAGGGUGAUAUUAUCCUUUGACAUUUCUUUGGAGAAGAUGAGUUGUGUGUCCUUGAUGUCUCUGAGUAAUUUAAGGGGCGAAAGCUGUGUAUGUGGUUUCUCAGCUGAGGCUAAAAUACAUGUAUCCCUGCAGUAUGGUGAGAAGUAUCAGUCCUUUAUUUCUUUGUAGAAGAUGGCUGUCCACAAUUUUGGUCAGUUUCAUAUGCCAUAAUGCACAACAGUUCUUAGAAUCUGUGUGAUUAACCCCUUCAGCCCUGAGCCAGUGUGGCAGUGUUAUAAAUGAUCUGAUGAUGACUUUUACCUUGUAUAAGCAUUGUGAUCAUGGACGGCUCUUGCAGAAGUUUGGUCACUGUGGAAUUAUCACCUCUGUUUUACUGGCUAGAUGUCCAGUGUCAGAGAUAUUGUGUCACCAAUCUUCUAAAGUGCCUGGAUCUUAAAAAUUGGAAGAAACUCAGGGAUGAAGUGAUUAAUAUAAUGAUGCUUAAUAACACAUCUUGAGAGACUAGAGAGAAAUAAGGAGAUAAUAUCAUUAAAGGGAUCCAACAGAAAUGUGAAUUGCUGUUGGUUGAAGCAACCUUUUACUCUGUUAAAGUGCAAAAAAUCAAUAUAUAAGAGAGAGAGAAGCAUAAAACUGCAGCCUUAAGGUUACUGCUGCUGCGUUAAACAUUGUUGUUUUUUGGUAUUUGUUCGUCAGGAAUAACAAAAGAAGAGAUUUUAUUAAACUAUUGAGGUUUGAUACAUUUUACAGAAACCAAUCAUGUUGUAUAUAUAUAUAGACAUAUUGUUGGGGGAAGCAGAAUUUGGGGAGGGUUGUUGGGCAGAUGGGGAGGGUAGAUUGUCUUGUGAUACUAAUUUUAUUUUUAUUUUAUUUUAAUUUUUUUUGUUUUGUUUUUUUAUUUUGUUUUUGUUUUUUUAUAUAAAGACCUAUUGCUGGCAGGAGCAGAAAUUGUCUUUGAAUUAUAAUUGCAUCUUUGUGCUUCAAAUUAACUGUAUUUUACUUUCUACUCCAGUCCUGGUUUUCAUAUUAAAUUGUAUAAAUUGCGGAAUGUUUCUUGAAUGACAAUAGACAAGAAUUAGAACUGAUGAUGAGCUAUACAUUGUAGUGUGCCAAAUGACACUUUUUUUUCUAGCAUGGUACAAUUUUAUAAAAUAUUUACUUUGAGUUAAAUUUGAGGCAAAUCAAAUCAAUACUGUUACAAAUUGUCUUCAUGUAAAUUCAGAAUGUUAAUACUAACGUGAUCUGUACAUGAGAUUUAAUAAUUGUAGAGGUUUUCAUUUCUAGAUACGCAGGCCUGCUAACCUAGUCAGCACAUGUUAGUGAACAAUAUUUGUAUCAAAGUUUGUACAUUCAUAUUACCAAGAUUAUUUUCAAUACCAUUUAAGAACCACAAAAUAUGAUUUAAUGGAAAUAAGAAUUCACACAUCCAUCACAGAAUGAAAUGUAAAUUUACACUUCCACCAAAUUACUCAUAUAAAGAAGUCCCUUUUUUCAGUCUUAUGAUACAUUUUAUGUCAUUUGCAAAACCCUGUAUUGUGCCGCACUGCUAUUAUUCUAGAAGCAACAAACAUUCUUAAAUAUGAAUAUAAUCGGUCAAAUACAUCAUCCCUAAUAAAUUAAAGAAAAAAAUAUUGGAUCAUC
Messenger RNA from Bombina bombina (fire-bellied toad), 5626 nucleotides. It is a transcript of the gene TAOK3, whose product is annotated as TAO kinase 3. Gene Ontology annotation, biological process: protein phosphorylation; execution phase of apoptosis. The record is from RefSeq and is a predicted model, not a curated record. Gene Ontology annotation, molecular function: protein kinase activity; ATP binding. Lineage: Eukaryota; Metazoa; Chordata; Amphibia; Anura; Bombinatoridae.